Messenger RNA from Oncorhynchus nerka (sockeye salmon), 7476 nucleotides. RefSeq names its product tensin-3-like. The record is from RefSeq and is a predicted model, not a curated record. The transcript has 26 exons. Lineage: Eukaryota; Metazoa; Chordata; Actinopteri; Salmoniformes; Salmonidae. Gene Ontology annotation, cellular component: focal adhesion. Gene Ontology annotation, biological process: dephosphorylation. Gene Ontology annotation, molecular function: protein binding. The coding region runs from base 628 to 4881 and encodes 1417 amino acids.
GCGGCUGCAGCAGCUAGCAGCCUCGUCUGACUGGAGGAAGUGUGUUGAGGGUUGAUGGGAGCAGAGCUUCCAUUUUAACACGGCCUGCAGCAGCCAACAGCCAGUAGUAGGAGCCAGCAGCAACAGCCAGUAGUAGGAGCCAGCAGCAACAGCCAGUAGUAGGAGCCUGCAGCAACAGCCUGGGAGGGAGCAGCAACAGCCAGUAGUAGGAGCCAGCAGCAACAGCCAGUAGUAGGAGCCAGCAGCAACAGCCAGUAGUAGGAGCCAGCAGCAACAGCCAGUAGUAGGAGCCAGCAGCAACAGCCAGUAGUAGGAGCCAGCAGCAACAGCCAGUAGUAGGAGCCAGCAGCAACAGCCUGGGAGGGAGCAGCAGUGGGGGCAGCAGAGCCUGAACAAAGUGAGCUCACAGAAGAAGUGCCUCUAAUCACCGCAUUCCAGCAGAGGAGAGCCAGUCAACUUCCUCUAAGCCUGUGUGACGGGCAGAGAGCUAUUUUACUCGUCUUCACCUGGACUGGACUUUACCCACCUCUCCCUAGCAGUGUCUGACUGACGAAGGAUUUUAAAUAAAGGAGGAAAAUAAAAGUGACUUUCUUUGGUUCUAAAACGGAAGAAGACCCAGAUGUGAAGAUGGAGGAGGGAUACGAACUUGACCUGACUUACGUGACGGAGCGCAUUAUCGCUGUGUCCUUCCCCCGGGCAUGCUCAGAGGAGAUCUACUUUCACAACCUGAAGGAUGUCACACGGAUGCUCAAGUCCAAGCACGCUGAUAACUACCUGAUUAUCAACCUGUCGGAGAAGAGACAUGAUCUCUCUAAAAUGAACCCUAAGACUCUGGACACAGGCUGGCCUGACCUGCAUGCUCCUCCUCUGGAUAAGAUCUGUACCAUCUGUAAGGCCAUGGAAAACUGGCUCAAUGCUGACCCUCUACACGUGGUGGUCAUACACUGCAGGGGUGGGAAAGGCCGAAUUGGAGUGGUCAUCUCAUCAUUUGUGCAUUUCACCGACAUAUCUGCCAGUGCUGAUCAGGCCCUGGACCGCUUUGCAAUGAGGAAGUACUACGACGACAAGGUCUCAGCAUUAAUGACACCCUCUCAGAAAAGGUACGUUUGGAUCCUGAACAGUCUCCUGAGUGGGUCGAUGAAAAUCAACGCCUCUCCACUGUUCUUGCAUUGCAUCAUUCUACGUGGGAUACCAAACUUUGACACUGCAGGAGUGUGUCGGCCAUACCUGAAAGUCUACCAGGGAAUGCAAGCUGUCUACUCCUCGGGGGUCUAUCACAUUGGGCCUGGACACAGAGACAGGAUAUGUAUCAGUCUGGAACCUGCUCAGAUGUUAAAGGGAGACAUCAUGGUGAAGUGUUACCAUAAGAGUGAUGUCACUUUGGAGCGCGAGGCGAUCUUCCGGCUCCAGUUCCACACAGGAGCAGUGCAGGGCUACAACCUGGUGUUCGAAAAAGAAGACAUGGAGACUGCCAAUACAGAUCACAGAUUUCUGGCUUACGGGAAAGUGGAGCUGGUGUUCUCUGAGGGCCCGGAGAAAAUCCCAGGUGCAGAGCGCUGGCAGAACGGGGCAGACAUAAGUGUGGACUACAACACAGCCGACCCUCUGACACGAUGGGACUCUUACCAGAACAUAAUUGACGCGGAAGUGCCCCGCUCUCAGGGACUGGCCCAGGAUAAAGCCUCCCCAUCCAAAAGGAGCCCUAACGGGGAAGGAUCCACCACCGUGACCCUGGCCCGUGGAGCCCACCAAGCCACUUCUACCACCAGCAGUCCCGACCACAGCGACCACGCCCUGUCAGCCAGCAGCGACUCAGGCCUGUCCAGCACCUCUCUGUGGACUGACAAAUCCCCAGCCCCCAUCACCACAACCACCAGCUCCAGGCCCCAGCAAGGCCCCAGCCGUCAGGAGAAGGCCCAGCUGAAGCGCCUGCUGAGCGGGUUCGGCCUGGAGGAGAUGUCUGAGUGCGGAGGAGGGGGGCCAGGAGUGAUGACCAUACAGAAACGGGCCCCAGCCCAGGUGCAUGGCAACGGGGACCUGCGGCCCCCCAGGGAGAGGGAGACGGACAUCCUGGAUGAUGAGGUCCUCCUGUCGGGUCACGACCUGCGCAGCGUGGACAGCCUCGGGACCCUGUCGUCCUCCUGCCACAAGAGCAGCCAGAACUCCUUGCUUUCAGAUGGCUUCGGUAGCCCUGGGGGAGAGGAGCACCAGCUCCACCACCACCAACCCCAGCACCACCACCCAGCCCCGGCCACAAUGGAGGAGUACGAGAGAGCCUACGCAGAGGCCCGGAGGAGCUGCUUUGGCCAGAGGAGUGCCUCGGUCUCCACCCCCGCCACCGCCAUGCCGAUGCCCAAGCAGCAGGUCUACCGGCAGGGCAGCUACUCCACACACACCUGGGUGCGCCAACAGCAGAUGGUAGCAGCCCAUCAGUACGCCUACCUGCAGGCCGAGGAGGGUGAGGAGAGGGAGAGGUACCCAGGGGACAACAAACCACAAGGGGGAAGCCCACCCAAACCUCCAACCCCUACAGUGUCACAACAAGGACCCGUGCUGAGUAUGAACACUGCUGCCUUGAGAACGGUGGUGGCACCACAGACACACAACGAGCAGCCUCCUGCAGUCGUCAACGAUAACAACAACAGCCGAGACGAAGAGUUCAACUCUUUGACUGUGGACAUUGAUAACUCCAUCGACCAGCUCAACCAGUUGAUCAUGGACCUGGACCCCACGUUCGUGCCUGUCCCCACACGCUCCAGCUCGGUCAAGAGGAACGGCGGGGAGCAUGUGAAUGGCUCAGCCACCACAAACGCCACCUCCACCACCUCCACCCGGUGCCCCAACGGAGUCAGUCCCAGAGUCACAGAGAACAGUAAAGCCGCACUGCAAAGCACACAGCCGUCAGCUGCCCCAUUGUCCGUUGGGGACGUCAAAGUGGACUCCAUGCAGAGUCGGCAGGACAUUGAUGUCACAGAUCGCCCAGGAUUCGGUGGCUCACGCUGGGGCGUGCAGGAGGAGUACAAGAGCACACGGACCUACUCACCCUGCGUACCUCACUCCCAGCAUGGCAUGCUGUUCAGGAGUGACAGUGUGGACUACAGAGCUCAGGGUCCAAAGAUGGACAGCGGAGUGGAGGCUGGUAGUGACGUGACUCCUCCUACUCCUGCCUUCCCCAUCUCUCCCCCUACACCUUAUGUGAAAAACAUGGCGGAAUUCACUCACCUGAGGCAAACUCCGUCUCCCAGCAUGCAAUCAUAUGGAGCUUACAGGACGGAGCAUGAGCCCAGAGGUUACUUAGAGAUGAUUGGUCAUGUUCCCCAGUCCGCAGAAGAGGGCCUUCCAGACUCUUCCCCCAGCUGCCAUAGGUCCUUCAGCUCCUCUCGCUCGGCGUUCAUUAGUGGGAUGCCACAACGGACAGACAGCCCCUCCAUGGGUCAGCCCUGGCCAGAGGACAGAGCCCUCCAUCCCCACUCCAUGUCCUUGGACUACAGCCACCACUCCCCUCCCAUGCACCCCCAACCCCACACUCACCCUGCGCCCAACGCCCACAGCUCCCCCCGGGGCAGCCAGCAGAGCCACAUGGCACACUAUGGCCUCACCCACAGCCUUGCGCACAGCUUUGACGUGCAAGACAACUUAGGCCUGGGGGGCUAUGGCGCAGUCGACAGCCCACCCUCUGCCUCUCCUCUACUGGGGAACGGAGGCAUGGAGAGGGGCCUGUCCUGUAUGGGUUCCGGUUCCAUGGAUGGGCUGGGCACCAUCCGGACCCAGCACCUGCCACAGCUGCAGCAGCUCCAGGCCCAGGGUGCCUUGCCUCCACUGCUGCCUGAGAAGAGGAGGGAGUCGGACGGGGAGCACUCCUUGGGCACAGCCUCCCCAGCCCCUAGCGGAUUCUCCAGCCCACAUAGCGGAAGCUCCCUCAGUAUCCCAUUUCCCAACAUCCUGCCUGAUCUCUCAGCCUCUGCACAGAUGCCGGGCACCGCUUCACCUCUGCCAGAUGUCCUGGCCAGCAAGCAUGUGACUGUAAACUUUGUGCAAGACACAUCGAAAUUCUGGUACAAGCCUGAUAUCUCCAGGGACCAAGCUAUCUCAGUCCUGAAGGACAAGGAGCCCGGAUUUUUCAUAGUACGGGACAGCCACUCCUUCAAAGGAGCCUAUGGGCUGGCCAUGAAGGUGGCCACACCCCCUCACUCAGUCCUGCAGCAGAGCAAGAAAGGUGAUCUGUCCAAUGAGCUGGUCCGUCACUUCCUGAUUGAGUGUACACAGAAAGGAGUUCGGUUGAAGGGCUGUCCCGAUGAGCCCUACUUUGGUAGUUUAACUGCGUUGGUGUGUCAGCACUCCAUAACUCCCUUGGCUCUGCCCUGCAAACUCAUCAUACUUGACAGAGAUCCUCUUGAAGACGUGGUGGAGAAUACUGCUCCACAAUCUGUCACCAACUCUGCUGCUGAGCUCCUUAAACAAGGAGCAGCGUGUAAUGUGUGGUUCCUGGGCUCAGUGGAGAUGGAGUCUCUGACCGGGUACCAGGCUGUGCAGAAGGCCACCAGUGUAACAUUGGGCUCAGACCCCCUGCCCACCUCCACCGUGGUCCACUUGAAAGUCUCCUCACAGGGAAUCACCCUCACCGACAACCAGAGGAAGUUGUUCUUCAGAAGGCAUUAUGCAGUGACCACUGUCAUCUUCUGUGCAUUGGACCCUCAAGAUCGGAAGUGGAAAAAAGAUGGCUGCACUUCAGCAAAGAUCUUUGGCUUUGUGGCGAGGAAGACGGGCAGUGGGCAGGACAACGUGUGCCACCUGUUCGCCGAGCACGACCCCGAGCAGCCCGCCAGCGCCAUCGUCAACUUCGUCUCCAAGGUGAUGAUUGGCUUCCAGAAGACCAAGUAGCGCUGCAACGCUGCUAGCUCAUUGGCUAGUGGGGCUGUUUCUAAAACUUAAAACCGUACAACCCUCAACCUGAAGGUUAUGAGCCAGGACUUGGACAGGAAGGCAGUGGAACAGAGUUCCAUCCACAGAACUAGAAUGGGUUUUGCGAGAUACUAUUUCAAUGGUUACACUACCUAAGAAUGGGAUACAAUUGAUAACCAUAAUCUUGAGGCGAAAGAAACGCACACCUAUUUAGGCGAGGUGCUGGCUAGCGGAGUGGAACACUUAAAAAAAAGUAAAGGAGAGCCGCACACUCUAGGAGCUCAGAUGCAAAAAUAUUUAUGUCCAACGUUUCGACAGACAAGCUGUCUUCAUCAGGGCAGCACUCCAUCACUUGUCUGUCGAAACGUUGGACAUGAAUAUUUUUGCAUCUGAGCUCCUAGAGCGUGCGGCUCUCCUUCUCCUUUAUACAAUUGGCAACGAGCAUGAAAAGACUUACAAGUUACAACUCCACAACCUAUCCCAAGUCAUCUCCUGCUUACAACACAGAGGGAACUGUGGACCAUCAGCAGGACAGGAGACUCAUUGAGAUCUUUCAUUGAGUCGAAUGAAAACUCAGAACUCCUUUGCCAUCAUUUUCUAACAGACUCUUUCCUUAUGAUGAUAAUUAGGGGUUUGUCUGGAAGGAAAAAGAGAAUAUACAACAGCUAUGUUAUAAGAUGUGUAUUUCAUUUGUAUGUAUCAUUGUAGAACUAAUACAGAUGUUUGCAUUUCUGUCUCGAAAGGGCUUACAGUUUUAUGUAUCCCAAAUCUUUACAAGUUAGUUACAUAUUCCUAUUCUCAACAUGCUAUGUAUGAUGUGAUACUAUACUAAAGUUAGUUACAUAUUCCUAUUUUCAACAUGCUCUGUAUGGUGUGAUACUAUACUAUACUAUAGGGAAGCAUAGAAGCCUGGCAUGUAAGGGUUUUGUCAUGUUUAAUAUUUAACCAAAAAUAAAUCAACUAUAUAAAGCAUUAUUCAAGCUAUUAAAAACAGUACUAAAAAAAAUACUGUAAAUCAUAACUUCUCCUUAUGUUAUCAAAAACUUUAUUUUUGUAAACGCAUCAUAUACUAUUUGAAAAGUAAUACCUAUUGACUUUAUGUUAGAACAAAAAAAUAUAAAUAUUUCCCCUAAACUAAUGUUUCACCAUCCCAAUCAUUUAUCUUAAAUUUGGAUAUUGCUCAACUCUGGAUAUGCAUGCGAAUUAAAACCACCAUCAAAGCAAUAACACACAAAAAUGUAAAGAUCUGGAAGGGGAGCGUUGGAAUGAAUCAGACCACAGAAAAAUAUGAUAUAUGUAAACCCUAAUAUAUUCUAUGAUUCCUUUAUAUCAUUUGUCAAUUACAUGUACUUUGAACUCGUGUACUACUUCGUUCAGUACUGCUUUGUCUGGAAGAUUGUUUUAAAAUGGAUACAUUUCUGUAUGUUUUUCCUUUGGCUAGUCUCAAAUAAGUGUUUAAAUUGACUAUUUGGUGAUAUAUUAUUGGCACUAACUAUAUAUUGAAAUGUCUCAGUGUUAAAAUAUAUACAGUACACUGAGUGUACCAAACAUUAGUAUUGAUUAAUAUUCAAAUGUAGUUGCACCCUCCCCUUUAGCCCUCAGAACAGCCUCAAUUCGUCAGGGCGUGGACUCUACAAGGUGUCGAAUGCGUUCCACAGGGAUGCUGGCCCAUGUUGACUCCUGCUCACAACUGCUUCCCACAGUUGUGUCAAGAUGGCUGGAUGUCCUUUGAGUAGUGGACCAUUCUUGAUACACACAGGAAACUGUUGAGCGUGAAUAACCCAACAGCGUUGCAGUUCUUGACACAAACCGGUGCGCCUGGCACCUACUUCCAUAGCCCGUUCAAAGGCACUUAAAUAUUUAGUCUUGCCCAUUCAACCGCUGAAUGGCACAGAUACACAAUCCAUGUCUCAAAUGUCUCAAGGCAUAGAAAUCCUUCUUUAACCUGUCUCCUCGCCUCCAUAUACACUGAUUGAAGUAGAUUUAACAAGUGACAUCAGCUUUCACCUGGAUUCACCUGGUCAGUCUAUGUCCAUGGAAGGAGCAGGAGUCCUUAAUGUUUUUAUACUCAGUAGAGGACAUUUGUAUUGUAUAUUUCAUUUGGAAUUAUGAAAUAAAUAUUGUGUUGGAACAAUAGGCGAUCAUUGGGGCUCGAUUGAACUCGAUGGAAAAGUGCAAAAGUGUCAACACCGCCCACCCAAUGCAUCGAGCGAGCUCAAUGAAGUGCAGCUUUUUAACCACUUUUCUGUGUAGAUUAACUUUUUCACGGUCACAUUUCUUCAUGUCAAAUAAUCAGGGCAGGGACCACCUAAUUCCAAUACACUUUGUUUAUAUACAAUACAUUCACUGUUUGUGUACAUUUUAGUUGUAUUUUUUUUUCUCAUUUUGCUCAUGAUGUACUAAUAUGAUUUACAGUCUGUACCUCAUCAUACCUUUACUAUCUCACGUUUGAAAAAAAUUAUUAUAUUUUUUUAUGUUUCAUAUUGAUUUGCAGCAAGUGACAUAAAACAUUCAUUUGUAUAUGAGAAAUGGUAUUUUCAAUGUUGAAUGUGAAUAAACAAAAGGGAAAAAUUA